Molecule: messenger RNA, 2739 nt
Organism: Cladocopium goreaui
Lineage: Eukaryota; Dinophyceae; Suessiales; Symbiodiniaceae
Source: the annotation of a GenBank genome assembly
AUGUCUCCUUUGAAUCCAGACCUCCGAGCAUUCAGAGUGCGGCCUCGCCCCAACCGAUUGCCCCCCGGCGUCGUUGCUGCUGAGGUGUAUGGGCUUCCCAACUGGAGCGCAGCCGAGCUCAAUGCGAUUAAAGCUGAUGCUGCGGCGGAAGCCGUUGCAGAGCGUCGGAGGCGCAACAUUGGUGGGCCUGGAGGGGGUGCCGCUCCUGCGGCGGUUGCUGCGCCAGUGGCUGCCGUGAGUCCUGCGGCUCCUCUGACGGCAGCUUCAGCUGGCGAACCACGGGCCCCUGGUGCAGUCGAUGUCGCUGGGGAUCAGGGCGUUUGGGUGUAUGCUGAGUCUGAUUGCGGGGUCGUUUUCGGAGAUAGAGCCCAAGGGGUACAAGAUGCACCAGUUAUUGGGGACAAGAUCAUUCAUGUCUUGGCCAAUGGUAAGAAGGUUUUUUGCAUAUGUGUGGGAGAGAAGACCGUAGACGAUUUCAACAACAGACCUGCCAUGUGUGAUGGCCGCAUCCUUGCACGUAAGAAGAAUGCAUUGGGCCUUCCCGAGAUGACUCUCAAUGAUGUGUCUGCCCAAAGCAAGCAAUAUGAGUUGGGAUGGAAGAUCGUUGGCCCAAAGACCUCCAAAUGGUGUUUGGCAUACCUGGCUGUUGAAGGAUUGGGCCUUGAAGGCCAUCACGAACGUUUUCGUCAGUUGUGCAAGCUGGAGACUUCAAGCUGGGGGGUCAUGGAGCAUUUUCAGAUUUCUAUGUUUGUUAAGCACCUCUUGCAGACCGACAUGAUCAAUGCAUGCAACAGUCAAGGUAUCGAGCUCAUGUUUCGUAGACUCCAAACCAUUGAGUAUGCCCAUAGUGAGAAGGCCCGUGAGGCCGAGUCCAAGGCCACAGGUGGUAAGCUAUCCCUUGAAGAGCAAGCGUCAUUUGGUAGUGUGGUUCGGCAGAGUGGCACCCUCAUGAUCUCCCCCGACCUCCUGUCUCAUGUCAAGGAAGAAGUUGAGCGAGACGCCGCACUUCAAAAGAACCUGCGGAAGGCGAGAGAGGAGAGGGAGUUGGCGAGGAAGCAGAACAAAGGCAAGAAGAAUGAGGAAGCUGUGGAUGGGUCGGCCCAGUUGCCCGGGAAAUCCUCGACCUUUUUGGUUUCAGAUGAUAGGGCUGUUCAACGCGAUCUUUUUCCUUUGCCAAGCUGUUCGUCCCUGGAGAAACCCCGGUCUGUUCCUUGUUGCCGCAAAGUGAGGCGCAGGUUGGAGAAAACUUCACAUGUUGAUCAGCUGACCGAGGAGUGCGUUGUGGCCUUGAAUUCACUUUACAGGGCGGUCAGCCAGCUCCGGGCCUUUGAUGGAUAUGGGGAAGACCAGUGCCCAGCUUCCAUCGCCACUUACGUGCCGGAGUUGCUCUCGCUGCCGGACAAGGGGAACAAAUCCAUGCCUCUUGCUCAGUUGCUUGGUGAUGACGGUGGAGUGAUUGUGAGUGACUUUAUUCGCUCUAGACUUCUGGAUGAGAAUGAGGCCCUCAAGAAUUUGAGGGAGUGCGGGGUGAAACAGUGGGAGAUUGGGGUUCACAGUCUGGAUGGAGUGGAGGACUAUGGUGCGGCUAUCUGGGCCAACACCGAUUUGCAGGCCAGCAGUGGGUUACAGCCGUUGCGUGUGGUAGAGGCCAAGAGGGACAAAGAAAUUUUCACCCAAGCCCCAAAAAAGGGCCACUCGAAACAAGUCAAGUCGAAGGCCAAACCCAAACCGUCUCCUCUGAUUCAGAGACCGAAGAAAAGCAAGCAGGAGCGACAGGCAACUCUGAAAGCUGUCGGGGGUCUCCGAGCAGCGUCGGUGGGGGAAACCUGCAGAAAACGUUAUGCGGACUGUUGGGCUCUGUUCACCCAACACACUGGACUGACUGGGGACCCAGCGGCAGACAACAGCGUUGUGGACAGCCUGCUCGCAGAUUUUCUGGAGUAUCUUUUUGGAGAGGGGGAAGAUCUCAGCAAAGCUCAGUACAUGGUAGCAGCAGUGACUUUCUUCAUGCCACACUUGAAGGGUCCACGCAUGACAAAGCUACCCAUGACCCGCCAGGCUUUGCAAGGGUGGAGGAAGUUAGACCCUCCACGCUCAAGGCUCCCUCUGCCUUGGGAAGCAGUGUGUCUGAUGAUGGUGCACUUCAUCAAAUCCAACGAGACCGAGAUGGCCCUGAUGAUUGCCCUUUGCUUCACCCUUUAUCUCAGGCCAGGGGAGGUCACCCGUCUUCGUGUGAUGGACUUCAUCAGGCCUGUAGGCCGGGGCAAGGGUCAGUGGUCAGUGGUCCUUCACCCAAGCGAGGAGGAAGUCAGCAGCAAGACCGGAGAAUUCGACGAGACAGUCAUGUUCGAUCUCGAUCACCACACCUUUGUGCCCAAGGCCGUGUUCAAGGUGAUGCGAUUGGGGCAAAGAGGUCCGAGGGAACUCAUCUUUCGACACUCUGCCACCGACAUGAAGAAUGCCAUGGAGAGAGCCAGCUCUUGCCUUCAGCUGGAAGCACUAGGACCGGCUCACCCGUACAGACUCCGUCACGGGGGGGCCAGUCGCGACUUUGCCCUGAAGCUGAGGCGAUUGGAAGAGAUCCAACGUCGCGGCCGAUGGAAGAGCUUCGCCUCCGUUCGGAGGUACGAGAAGGGAGGAAGGCUCCAACAGCUCCUUCGGCAGUUACCAAAGAAGGUCCUCAGCGACGCUCUCGACGCCGCAAGCAACAUCGAGCAAAUUUUCCUGCGCCUGCGCUAG